This is a messenger RNA of Sinocyclocheilus grahami, 1676 nucleotides long. It is a transcript of the gene cracr2b, whose product is annotated as calcium release activated channel regulator 2B. Gene Ontology annotation, molecular function: calcium ion binding; GTP binding; GTPase activity. NCBI's taxonomy places the organism in Eukaryota, Metazoa, Chordata, Actinopteri, Cypriniformes, Cyprinidae. The transcript has 15 exons. Bases 42 to 1676 code for a protein of 544 amino acids. The record is from RefSeq and is a predicted model, not a curated record.
AGGUGACACGAUACACACCUGAGCAACAUCGCAGCACAGUUAUGUCUGGCUGGUUGAAGGACGGGGUGGUGCUGGAGGGGACAGGCAGUGGUCAGAUGUCGCCCCGCUCCAGACUACGGAGCCCCUUGCCGAGUCGGACGGCGAGGUUACACUCGUCAAACGAUGCGACCUCUCCUGACUCAGACAGACAGGACAGAAUGAGCAAAGCUAAAGAGCUCUUUGAGCUGUGUGAUAAAGAGGGGAAAGGAUUCAUCACGAAGAGAGACAUGCAGUGGCUUCAGCAAGAGCUUCCUCUGUCUCCUGAGCAGUUGGAAUCAGUGUUUGAGAGUUUAGACCGAGACAGAAAUGGUUACCUCACACCCCUUGAGUUCCACACGGGCCUAGGAGAGCUUGUUGGUUCUGGGCCGGAGGAGAGAGCGAGGAGCAGAGAGGGAGAGAUGGUUGGAGAAGAGAGAGAAGAGCCGAUGGAGAUCCGAUUCACACACAUCCUCAUGGAGCUGGGAGCUGAUAAACUCUUCAAAGAUCAGUGGGAGCUGUGUACUCUGUGGUGUGAGCUCCACAGGGACAAACCUGAGCUGCUGGGUGUUUUGGAAGAGGUUCUUUCCUACACUGUGUCUCAUCUUCAGGAUGCACUCAAAGAGAGAGACAAUUUAGAACAGGCACUGCGCAGGAGAGAGGAAGAUCAUGACAGAGUGGUUCGGUCCAUGUAUGAAGACAUGGAGAGUCAGUUAAAAGAAGAGAAAGAGAAACGACAAGCUCUGGACAGCAUGAGGCAAGGAGACAAGAAAGAGCAGCUACUGCAAGAACUGAGGAUGCGAGAACAAGAACUUGAGUUCACGCUCACCAAACAGAGAGAGUUGGAGAGCAGGAUCAACAGUCUAAGUACUGAUCAGGGUGAUGCUCGUGGGGAGAACCGCCGUCUGCAGAACAUCAACCAGCGGCUGCAGGACCAACUGGACCAAAGCCGAGAGGAGCUCCAGCACGCUCUGAGCCAACUACAACAACUACAGAACACCAUCAAACAACAGCAGAGGGGCAAAGAGAGAGAAGUCCUGAAAGUGUCCCGAAACAUGCAGAAGGAACGGGAAAGCCUCAUGAGACAGCUGGAUCUUCUCCGAGACAUGAACAAGCGUCUUCGGGAUGAUAAAGAUGCCCAUCUGACACAGAAGAUGACAGCUCAGAUGAAGAACCCUUUGCAGAGGAAGGAAUCCAUACUGGGGAACUAUUUUCCACCAAGGAAAUCAGCAAAAAGGCAGUUGAUGGAAAACCCAAAUGACGAGCCUGAGGAUUCAGACAGCUCGCUAACAGAUUCAAGUCCGAAAAGACUCUCUAUAGCUGAAGAGAGAGAAGACAAAACUACCUGCCAGUCAGAGAAAACCAUGAGCGCAUUGCAUGACCCGCAGCGUGUGUUUAAGGUGGUGUUUCUGGGGAACUCCGCUGUGGGAAAGAGCUCGUUCAUCCAUCACUACUGCAGCGGCCACUUCCCCAAUAACUUGGCCUCAACUGUGGGAAUGGAUUUUCAGGUCAGGAGCGUGAUGCUUGAUUCAACACCAGUCGCUCUGCAGCUGUGGGACACCGCAGGGCAGGAGAGGUUACUUGCCUCACAGGAGGACAAGCAGUGUGAGUCUGUGCUCCGUCUGGACAUCCCUGCCAACAGAGGGCGCUGCUGCAAAUAA